Messenger RNA from Dermacentor andersoni, 1344 nucleotides. Lineage: Eukaryota; Metazoa; Arthropoda; Arachnida; Ixodida; Ixodidae. The record is from RefSeq and is a predicted model, not a curated record.
AUGGUCGGCUUCAGACCCUCGCUGUGCACUCAAGAGGUCAUGCUGCUGAUUAAGAGGCAGAUAGUCGACGUGGUCAUGAGAGACAUCCGAGUCAUCUUGGCGCUGGACAUCGCCAAGGCCUUCGACACGGUCAAACAAAAGCACCUCCUCGACUCUGUGACGAGACUGAACCUUGGCGAACGCUUUCACGCAUACGUGAGCUCUUUCCUAAGAGAUCGCAAGGCCACGAUCAAGUUGGGCCAGAUCAAGUCGGAUGGAUACGCGCUGGGAGCCUGCGGCACGCCGCAGGCUGCGGUGUUAUCUCCACUGCUCUUCAACAUCGCCAUGAGAGACCUAUCAGUCCGACUCGACCGAAUCGGGGCCGUCAAUCUCAAUCACUCUCUCUACACGGACGACAUCACCGUCUGGUGCGGCGGUGGGUCGGACGCAGCGGUGGAGCGGGCCCUGCAAGAGGCCUUGCAUGUCACGGAAGAAUUCCUCGAGGGCACGGGGCUGGUCCUCUCGCCGACCAAGUCUGAACUCUUGCUGUAUCGGCCCGACAGAAAAGGCCGCAAGUUCGACACGACGCUGGACCAGGUACCGUUCGAACUCAGAACGAAGACGGGUCAGCGCAUCCAGAGGGUGGAUUCUCUCAGGGUGCUCGGACUAGUCCUCAAUGCAAAGGGCAGCAACGCGCAGACGAUCGCGCGUCUGAGCGCGAAGACGGAGAACACGCUCAGACUAGUUUCGCGAGUGACGAGCAGGAAGGGAGGCAUCAGCGAAGCCAACCUCAUAAGGAUCUGCCACGCCUUCCUCAUGAGCCAUAACAACUACGUGGCUUCUGCGCUAAUCUGGUCGCGGUCGGAGGAGAACAAGAUCGACGCACUCAUGAGGAAGAGCACUAAACGAGUCCUCGGCAUCCCCGUGACGACCAGCACGGAGAAGUUGAUGCAACUCGGGGUCCACAACACCCUGAGCGAAAUGAUCGAAGCACAGAAAACGGCACAGAUUGUUCGCCUCUCUACCACCAAGGCCGGUCGUCGAAUACUCGAAAUGGCGGGUCUGGCAGCCAUGGCCGAGGAGUCCUACACCGUGGCUUCACCCGAAGAUGGCCAGUGGGGCGUGCCUUUGCCAAAUGGGGGCUGGAGUGGUAUGGUCGGCAUGGUGUAUAACAACAAAUCCGACCUGGCUCUGGGUCCUUUAGUGAUGACGCACGGUCGCUCGCAAGUGACCACAUUCAGCGCCCAAGUGACUACGGACUACCUGACCAUCCUGGCCGGCUUUCCCAACGUCAUUCACGCAAGCAUCUUCGGCACGUUGAUGGCAUUUGAUUUGGAGGUGAACGAAGCAGUCUCGUGUGGAUAG